Pseudozyma flocculosa PF-1 is the source of this 1059-nucleotide messenger RNA. RefSeq lists its product as uncharacterized. The transcript has 2 exons. The record is from RefSeq and is a predicted model, not a curated record. NCBI's taxonomy places the organism in Eukaryota, Fungi, Basidiomycota, Ustilaginomycetes, Ustilaginales, Ustilaginaceae. Bases 1 to 1059 code for a protein of 352 amino acids.
AUGGAGCUUUGCCGUUUCGCUUCGACGAUCGUGCUGGCCAUCAUUCUGGCGACGCUUGUCCCCGCACUUCUUGAUCUGCCGCAAGAUGUCGAGGCGCUGGAAGAUGUGUAUCGCCACCUCGCGUGGAUAGACGAUGCGCCAUUUGGCAUCUCGCUGCACGAUGCGGGCCAUCCGGAUGUCCCGUCGCCCCAUCAAUCGUUCGCAACGCAGCCUGCAAGCGACGUAGAGGUCAUCGAAAACGAUGUUCCCGACGAUCAGCUUCACGGCGCCGGCACUGCAGCGCCUAUCGAGCUCGACUCACCCACUUCGACAAGGAAGGGCCAGUUCGACGGGCCGAGGCACCCUGAGUACCCUUCACGGCCGGCCUCUUCCGUUCUUGAGGAGGCCGACCGAGAUGCGCGUCCGCUGUUCCAGGCGCCGGCACGGAUCCACAAAGUCCGGAAGUCGAGCAGGGAGGCGCAAGAGGACUGGCCGAUCUCGUCUGUACCGAGACAGGUCGCUGGAAACGGGAGACCCAUCCAUUACGGCGAUGCGGAGCUGCAAGUCCUUGCUCUUGACGAGCUGAACACGCGGGCCAGGGACUUUCGGCCGUUGAGCGGCGCACCUCGUCGACCCAGCAUUGCCAUCCACGCGCCCGGCAGUCCUUACGAACGGAGAGGCCGCACCACGAUCCAAAAGGCGGCGUCCAAUCUUCUCAUCCGCAAGAACAAGGGAGUCAAGACCGGCCUGUUCGCCAACAUCGACGUCCCUGGCCGAUACACGAUCAGCUUCGGCUAUGUCUUGUCGCAACCAAAAGAGGGCCCCAUGCUACAGUUUGACGCCGUCGCCCUGCCCUACGAGGGAACAAUGCUGCCCAGGGUAUACAUUGGCCUCGUCCAGAUCAUCGAUCCUCCGAUCGGCCUCAUCAGAAGCGAGGGGUUCAGCACAGCGCUCAAAACGAGGCUCAUGCAGAUGCGUAUCCUGGCAUUAUACGAAGACGACAGGGGGCUUCUGCAACCGGGCGCAAGCCAAGGUCCCGCCGGCCACCUCGGCAGGCCGGCCGAACCCGAGGCGCAGUGA